Adineta steineri is the source of this 1002-nucleotide messenger RNA. The record is from the annotation of a GenBank genome assembly. Lineage: Eukaryota; Metazoa; Rotifera; Eurotatoria; Adinetida; Adinetidae.
AUGACAAAUAGUAGUGAAACAGCUUUUGAAAAUACUGAAAUAUACUGGCCAAGAACUCUUCGAUUUUGGCUACUACUUAUUUUUGAUAUUCCAUCUAUAAUAUGUUCACUUUUUGUUCUUUAUCAUUUAUUAAUUAAUCGAGCUUCUCGUCAUGCUUUACAUAAUCAUACUAUUAUCGUUUUAUUAAGUAUAGCACUUUGUUUUCAAUUAACGGAUAUUCCAUGGUAUCUGGAUUUUAUUCGAAAAGGUUCAGUUCGACCACAAAUACAAGCACGUUGUCUUAUAUGGUGGUUAGUUAAUUUAGGAUUUUAUAAUACAGUUUCACUUAUUCUUGCGUGGACAUCAAUUGAAAGACAUAUACUUGUUUUUCAUGAUCAAUGGACAUCAACGCGUAAAAAACGUUUUUUCGUUCAUUAUCUUCCAUUAGUAGUUCUUAUUCUUUAUUCAAUUACUUAUUAUACAAUUGUUAUUUUUUUCCCACCAUGUAAACAUGAUUAUAAAUAUAAAUUACCUGUAUGUGCUGCAUCACCAUGUCAUCUUUUUCAUCCAGUAUUAGGUGUAUGGGAAAUGGGAGUUCAUGGUUGUUUAUCGACAAUUAUUGUAACUUUUUUUAGUAUUGCUUUACUUUUACGUGUCGUACAUCAUAAACGUCGUCGUCAUCGAGUAUUUCGUUGGAAAGUAUAUAGAAAAAUGAUUAUUCAAUUAUUAUCAAUAUCUGCACUUUAUUUAUUAUUAAAUUUUCCAAUUAUGCUUUUCUCUGUUGCACGUUUUUUAGGCUUACCAAAUCAUGUUGGUGUACAAGCACAACAGAUUACUUUUUUCUUAACAUAUUGGGUAAUGUUUCUUUUACCAUUUGUAAUUUUAUCAUCAUUGCCUGGUUUACGAAAUAAACUCUAUAUGAUUGGCUUAUUAAAACGUCAACGUCGAAGUACUGUUACUAUAACAAUGAGAAGACUUAUUAAUGUUCAAAAAAAUCCAUUACAUUGUGCGUAUAUUGGAUAA